AUGCCUGGACAACUUAAUGGAGAAGAGCCUCCUCCCCAGCCGCCAUCCCAGCCGCCACAAACUGAGAUAGAUAGAUCAACGUCUACGGAAGGCAUCCUAGGGCAGCCCGACAUAGCACCAUGGCCCAUUUCACGAUCCUCCCCUGCUCAUGAUAACAAUAGAAUCUCUAUAAGUCAACUCUUAACAGAUGGUACGGAGAACAAUGACAAGGAAACCAACGGCAUCGAUAAUUCCUCUCCUCGUCCUCAGUCUUCCUCAGGCCAUGUAGACGUGGGUACAUUGACACCCUCCGAUUAUCCAUUUGGGAUGGAGAAUACCACGUCUAUGGAAGACCUCCUAGGGCAGCCAGGAGGAAUUGAAAGGAACAAUAAUGCCACAAACCUCCCAGGAGGAGAAGAGAGAGACCAGCAGCAGCCUCCUCGAACUCCCCCAAGCACCCCUACUGGGAUUGAUUUAGGCCAAGGCGAGUCUAGCAAUCCUAAAGUUAUUAACUUCAAACCUAACGACAACUAA
Molecule: messenger RNA, 513 nt
Organism: Clonostachys solani
Lineage: Eukaryota; Fungi; Ascomycota; Sordariomycetes; Hypocreales; Bionectriaceae
Source: the annotation of a GenBank genome assembly